CUCCUGAGGAGUUGUAAUGAUGAGGCAGACAGCAGAGUGCGCGAGCGCGCGGGCCAACUUUGAGGGAGUUCAUUAACAGGAGAAAAUAAACAAACGCGCGAAAACUAACGAACUAACGCGCGGGUGAACAGGAGCCGGUAAACAGCGCGUCUGUGUGCGUUUAGUGUUGAGUUUUGGCGCGCGAAGGAAGAGCAGGAGGAACGGGAAGGUUGGAGCGGUCCGGUCACCGUAAGUGCUGCCCUGCGCCGCGCGCGCAACGCCGUCGUCCACGGGAGCUCGCGCUGCUCACACGGUCUCUCUCUCUCUCUCUCUCUCACACACACACGCUCUCACGCUCUCUCUCUCGUGAGCGCGAGCUUCUCCUCCUGACAGCAGCGACAGCAGCAGCAGCAGCCUCGCGCGCUCCCCUCCGCGAGCUCGUGCUCGUGUUCUCGCUGCAGCACGUGAAGCGUGUUUUCAGUGUGUUUGGAUGAGGCCCCGCGGACGGCGCGCGGAUCUCUGAACUCGCACCGACCCCACGCGCGCACACAGUAUCUGGAUUAAAGGUAACCAGGGUGGAAGCGUUCAACUGAUGGAGAAUACACAGGAGCUGAACGAGCAGGCGGUGAAGAAAGCUCUCUCUGAUACACAAGGUCCGGACCUCUCAGACAACAGGUCUUUGGAGAUGCAGGACUUAACCAGCCCUCAGCACACCGUCACCAGCAGCAACGACAGCAGCUCCAAACUCACUAACAACAUCUCCACCAAUGGAACGGGAGGAGAGAACAUGACAAUUCUAAACACGGCUGAUUGGCUGCUGGGCUGCAGCUCUCCGCCCACUGCCUCAAUAAAGACUGAGCCUCUGAACAGCAGUGAAGCCGUCAGCACAGUAGGAGAUACAGGGCUGGACACUUACACAGGGUCAGUUAUAACCAGCAGCGGAUUCAGCCCUCGGCCUGCGCACCAGUAUUCACCACCACUCUACCCAUCAAAGCCUUACCCCCACAUUCUGUCCACGCCUGUGGCUCCGCCCAUGUCCCCUUAUAACGGCCAAUCCCAGUUCAGCAGUAUGCAGCAGUCCACGGUGUACACACCAUACUCCCAAACCACGCAACCCUAUGGCCUCUCCACUUAUGCAGAUUUGGGGGUGAUGUUACCAGGGAUAAAGACAGAAGGGGGUCUAACCCAGACCCAGUCCACCCUCCAGUCAGGGCUCAGCUACAGUCCUGGUUUCACCACCCCUCAGCCCGGACAAACAGCCUACUCACCCUACCAGAUGCCAGCAUCAGGGUUUACAACUUCCCCCGGCCUCUACACCUCCAGCAACUCUGUCUCCAAUCCAGCCAACUUCAGCACACAACAGGAGUAUCCAUCAUACACAGCGUUUGGGCAGAAUCAGUAUGCUCAGUAUUACUCCGCCUCAUCAUACGGCUCCUAUAUGACAUCCAACAGCACACUGGAUAACACAGGCUCCACCUCCAACUAUCAGCUGCAAGAACCCACCCCCGUUAUAACAGGACAGGCUCCUGAACUGCACCCAGGUGAGUUUGAGGCGGGCCAGAGUCCAUCCACACCCAUAAAAGAGCUGGAGGACAGGACGUGCCGAGGAGGCGGAGCUAAAACAAGGGGGCGAGGGAGGAAAAACAACCCCUCUCCACCUCCUGACAGUGACCUGGAGAGAGUCUUUGUUUGGGAUCUGGAUGAGACCAUUAUUGUGUUCCACUCACUUCUCACUGGGUCUUACGCACAGAAAUAUGGCAAGGAUGCUCCUAUGGCAGUGACGCUGGGUUUGAGAAUGGAGGAGAUGAUCUUUAACCUCGCAGACACACAUCUCUUCUUUAAUGACUUGGAGGAAUGUGAUCAAGUACACAUUGAUGACGUGUCAUCAGAUGAUAAUGGACAGGACCUUAGUACUUACAGUUUUGCCACUGAUGGCUUCCAUGCAGCUGCGACUAGUGCCAGCCUCUGCUUAGCAACCGGCGUCAGGGGAGGCGUGGACUGGAUGAGGAAGCUGGCCUUCCGCUACAGAAGAGUGAAGGAGUUGUAUUGCACGUAUAAAAACAAUGUGGGGGGGCUCCUAGGGCCAGCCAAGAGAGAGGCGUGGCUCCAACUUAGGGCAGAGGUUGAGGCUCUCACAGACUCAUGGCUCACAACUGCACUCAAGUCCCUGUCAAUCAUCAGUUCCAGGAGUAACUGUGUGAAUGUCUUGGUGACUACGACACAGUUAAUACCAGCUCUUGCUAAAGUGCUGCUGUACAGCCUGGGCUCUGCGUUUCCUAUCGAGAACAUCUACAGUGCAACCAAAAUAGGAAAAGAGAGUUGCUUUGAGCGCGUAAUGCAAAGGUUUGGCAGGAAGGUAGUGUAUGUUGUAAUUGGGGACGGUGUGGAAGAGGAGCAGGCUGCUGCCAAGCACAACAUGCCAUUCUGGCGAAUAUCGAGCCACUCGGACCUGCUCGCCCUUCACCAAGCACUGGAAUUCGAGUACCUGUAACACUCGACGACUGUAUCAUAGGCCUCUUUUUGUACAACUAUUUAAGAACAACAGUACACUGUAAUCUCCUUUUAUGUUGUUUUUGUGUCUUUUUAAUAAUUUCUCUGGCUUCUGAGGUAACUCUGCACUGUCUUAAAAAAAAAAGACUCGGACUGUCUGGGAAAGAGGCAGCUGGGUUUUAAACGGUCAAACCAGGCUCGACCAGAGCUCACAAACGUCUUACAUCACACACACACACACACUCACAAACUGCAUUUCACUGGGGUGUUCAUUUCUCUCAACACAAACCGUAAAGGAACGACACUCCAGCCCACAGUCACACAGGCCCUCUCUGAUCAGAGAGACUCCAGGUUUCUCAGCUGUAAACCAAUAGAUAUAAAUGUACUAUCCCAAAAAAUACAUAAUACAAUGCACAGUCUAGCAUAGAUUGAUAACUCAUGUAAAUUAUUUUACGGUAACUAGUUUUAACAGUAAAGACGCUGUGUGUUGCUAAUGCAUAUUUUUUUUCAUUUGGUCUUUUUGUAAGUUUUUGGCUAAGAAGUAUGUGUAUAAUGAUUUGUCGUGCCUUAUGAACUGUUUUGUGUGACUUUUGUUUAUUUUGAAAAUGUAUGUAGAUGAAGGAUAAAACAAAAUGAAAGACUGAAA
Astyanax mexicanus (Mexican tetra) is the source of this 3115-nucleotide messenger RNA. It is a transcript of the gene eya4, whose product is annotated as EYA transcriptional coactivator and phosphatase 4. The transcript has 20 exons. Gene Ontology annotation, molecular function: protein tyrosine phosphatase activity. Gene Ontology annotation, cellular component: nucleus. The record is from RefSeq and is a predicted model, not a curated record. Gene Ontology annotation, biological process: positive regulation of DNA repair; multicellular organism development; negative regulation of extrinsic apoptotic signaling pathway in absence of ligand. Bases 572 to 2470 code for a protein of 632 amino acids. NCBI's taxonomy places the organism in Eukaryota, Metazoa, Chordata, Actinopteri, Characiformes, Acestrorhamphidae.